CUAAACAAAGAACUGAAACAAUCACAUAAGUGCAACCCUAAACGACAGGUGUAGUACCCCUGUGAACUUUGACCCAGAAGGAAAACAUGAGUUGUCUUGAUCUUGAUUCACAUCAUUUUAAAGAGAGUGGAGCUUCGGGCUGGCGGUUUACGUGGGUAUAAAACUUACGGGUAGAAAUAAGCGUAUCCAGAGAGAAUGGACAAAAUAAACAAACACAUCAACAGCUUCGUGCUGGCCGCUCGGCAUGGGAACAUCCCCCGUCCGCCUGUCCUCAGCUGCGUCCUGGCCGCUCUACUCCUCACCAUCUGCUACGAGUUCUACCUAGUCAACCAACAGGUCCGCACCAUGGAAGGCACGCUGCUUGAGAGAGGUUCUCAGCAAGAUGGCGUCGACGCAGCUUCCCGGCGACAAUCAGACCUCGUCACUUCACCCCAGAACGUCAUGAGAACCCGCAAAUUCCCGGUUCUGAACCCCCACCCCUUCACUUUUACCCUGAACAACCCUGACAAAUGUAAGGACCAGGAUGUGUUUCUUCUGAUUAUCGUGACCAGCUCGCCCGAGGGCCGGGCAAAGAGGCAGGCGAUACGGCAAACUUGGGGAGACGAGACCAGCGUACCGGGGGUGGUGAUCAGGACAGUCUUCGCAGUCGGCGUUAGUGACGAUGUAGGGAUCCAACAAGUUCUUAAAGAUGAGAGCGAAACUUUCAGAGACGUCGUUCAGGAAAACUUCGCAGACACGCCGCGUAGUCUCACGAUAAAACAAGUCAUGGUGCUGAAGUGGGCCUCCCAGUUCUGUCCCGGCGCUAGAUACGUUCUGAAAGUAGAGUCCAACACGUUCGUGAACAUUUUCAGCUUGGUUAGGUACCUGAGAAGUCUACGCGGAGCUCUGACGAGGAAAUUAGUGCUAGGUUGGGUGUAUAACGACUCUGUGCCUGUGCGCGAUCCUGAGGGAGAAGACAAGGAAUGGUACGUCUCCAUGGAUGACUUCCCCAGGGACACCUACCCAGCAUAUGCCGGCGCGUUCGCACAUGUCAUGUCCAGCGACAUGCCGAAGCUUCUGUACGAGGCGUCCCUGACUACAAAGUACCUGUUCAUGGACGAUAUCUACCUCGGUCUGUGUCUGGAAAAACUCGGCAUCGCUCCACGCCACCACGGUGGGUUCUGCCACUGGGACGUUGAGGUAGACUCUUGCCACUACAAGUGGCUCAUCGCUUCGCGCUUUGUCGACUCGCCUGAAAAAAUGAAGAGGUUUUGGUCAGCGAUUACAUCCACGUGUUAAAGACAUCCAGUGCAGAUUUACUACCCUACCUACCUAGUCCCAUGACCGACACUGGUCGUCGGGGGGACAAGGCAGACUUUGCAGCAGGAGUGUAGCCAGGUCCUCCUGUCUUGGGCUGCUGUCAGGAGUUGUGGGACGGUGAGGGACGUCCAGUCCAGACCAGUGCAGAUUUAAGGGCUUUGAAACUAGAUUUUUUAAAGUCAACAUUCUUGUUACUUAUCUAUAUACUAAGUUGAAACAACACUGUCACAGUGUAUCUUGUUAAUCAUAGAGCGAAAAAUGCCAAAAAGUCUGCCAAAACGGUUGCUGGAAGGACCGGGACUGAUUUUUAGGGUACCACCCAGAAAAUAAAGGACUCAUCUUAGGGCUUGUUUCUGCAGUUUUAAAUGCCUAACGUGUGAAAUACUGAUUCAAAUGUGCUAAUGUAGGAUAGUAUGUGUCAUAUCAGUAUAUCAGUAUAUAUCAUACAGAUUGCCUUAUUGUAAGAAACAGGAGGAGCGAGUAGAAACAGAUAAAAACCCCUGGUCCCGGGUCGGGGUUCGAACCCACGACCUCCCGAGUUUUGACGCCCUGAAAUUGCAUUGGAUGCCAUUAACAGUAUUGGAGGGGAUUCUAGGACGAUGCCUAGAAAAUGUAUACAUGUACAAUGAAUGAUGUACGUUUGGGACCGCAAUGUAGAUACAAUUCCCUGUAGCCGUGCGCGUAUAUGUGUAGAUAUGUAAAUAUUUCACGUUUGAGAAUGCAUCUAUAACAGCGACACCUGUGCUGCAGUGCAAUGUGAACCAGUCAGAAUUGCCUGAGGAAGGUGACAGACUGGUAUAAAGUAGUACUUGUUCGUGGACGACUGGGAUGUUAAGGAAGACUCUUGUUAC
Branchiostoma belcheri (Belcher's lancelet) is the source of this 2150-nucleotide messenger RNA. Its product is annotated as beta-1,3-galactosyltransferase 1-like. The coding region runs from base 196 to 1278 and encodes 360 amino acids. The record is from RefSeq and is a predicted model, not a curated record. Gene Ontology annotation, cellular component: membrane. Gene Ontology annotation, molecular function: hexosyltransferase activity. NCBI's taxonomy places the organism in Eukaryota, Metazoa, Chordata, Leptocardii, Amphioxiformes, Branchiostomatidae. The transcript has 3 exons.